UUCAGUUCAACUCGCGCAGAACGUAAACAAGAUUUUUUGCUAUUCUCUUCAUCGUAGCAAAUCUGACCGUGAUGUUUUCCACGGCAGUUUGAGGUUCUAUGUUGGUUUUCAUCUGAAUAACACGUUGUGAUCAUCUGAUAUCUUUACAACCACAACGAUGAUGUUCCCAUCGUACACAAACUUGGCUCCGCCAGCAGAAAGAAAGCACAAGACGUCUAGCCGGUCCGGCGUGUAGGCGGCAUGUCGAAGAAAGCGUCCAAGACAACGGCCGGCGGCCAUGGGAGCACGUCCUCCUACAAGUCCGUCUUGGACAUCCAGCACAAGUACGACCAGGCCUACGACGAGGAGGUCCGCUAUCGGCUCAACACCAACGAGGCGGGGCCGGUGUACAACGAGGGCCUGGGAGGGGUCAGCGUCUCGACCCUCAACCAGAUCUGGAAUGAGUACACGCAGAGGACAUCCACGGACGUUGACUCGAAGCCCAGCACCGGCCUGGCCUCGCUCUUCAGUGACUCGAGCAAUGUCUUCAACAAGUACAGGUCCAAGGAAGAGAUCAGCAACGACGUGAAGGAGGCGCUCUGUGACUUCAUCUUCAAGAACGUGGUCGGCUUCGAUUUCAUAUACAGAGGUCCAUUCGGGAGAAAUAUUAUCACCUACCUAGACUACGUUGCCUCUGGACGGCCACUGAAAUGUAUCGAAACUUACAUCCGCUAUCACGUGAUGCCGACCUACGCCAACACACACACAGAAGUUCACUACAACGCUGCACAAACAACCAAAUUACGGGAGGAGGCCAGAGGUAUAAUCCGUGAAUCCGUUAAGGCAGGCAACGACGACGCCGUCAUCUUCUGCGGUAGUGGAUCCACAGCCGCCAUCCACAAAAUUAUCCACGCGAUGGGUCUCAAACGAACGGUCACCUCCAUGCUUGGGCCGACUGUUUUUGUCGGCCCCUAUGAACAUCACUCAAAUAUCUUGCCAUGGUUGGAGAUACGCGCAAAUGUGAUUAGGAUAGGACAGACAUCCGAAGGUCUCACGGAUCUGGAGCAUUUGAAGAGUGAAUUGGUGAAAUGCCGGUGCGGCCCAGAGCGAGUUUUGAUUGGCUCCUUUUCAGCAGCCUCCAACGUCACCGGCAUCCUGACUGACACCAUAGCCCUGGCUAAUCUCAUGCACCAGUUUAAAGGCUUUUGUUUCUUUGACUACGCAUGCGCGGGACCCUAUGUUGACAUAGAUAUGAACUGCUUAGACAAAGGAGAGAUGGCCUACAAAGACGCCGUGUUUAUCUCACCACACAAGUUCGUUGGAGGACCCCAGACCCCAGGUGUCCUAGUAGCAAAGAGAUGGAUGUUCAAAAACAAAGUACCACAUGAUGUCGGAGGAGGGACCGUUGUUUUUGUACGACGCCAGGGACACACAUACUAUGAAGAUGCGGAAGUACGAGAGGAGGGCGGCACCCCUGCCAUCAUUGAGUCGAUACGGGCGGGGCUGGUGUUCAAGCUCAAAGACACCUUAACCACCAAGUUCAUCAUGGCCAAAGAGAUGGAGAUGAUGGAGUUGGCAAUCAAGGCCUGGGCUGACCACCCAGACAUCAUCAUCCUGGGCAACCUCCAGUCCGAUCGUCUGCCCAUCUUCUCCAUGCUCUUCCUGAACCGCGUGACCGGACGACUACUUCACCACGACUUCAUCGCCAUGGUACUCAACGACCUCUUCGGCAUCCAGGUCCGCAGCGGUUGCGCAUGCGCAGCCCCCUAUGGUCUGGAUUUGAUAGGAAUGACGGAGCAAAUGGCAACACGGUACCACCAGUUUGUAACCAACCCGCCGCCAGACAAGACGCCCAACUACGCCAAGAAAGCCAAAUCUAAACCUCUACCUGAAGACUUGGAGGGGGUGCAGUGGGAAGGCGAUACAACCGAUAACAUCAUUUUCAAACCAGGUUUCGUGCGUCUAAAUUUUCCGUACUUCAUUAGUCACGAAUGCUUUGAUUUUGUCAUCAAGGCUAUUAUCCUCACGGCCGAGAAUGCGUGGGUGUUGUUGCCUUUAUACGAUUUUGAUAGGAAAACGGGCAAAUGGUGGUACCGAGGCGAAGAGAACUGCAAGCCAGCAAAAAGCUUGAAAGACGUGUCGUUCAAAAAAGGCAAACUAGACGUGGAGGCACCGCCGAGGAAGCCAACGAACAUCACCAAGUUUGACCUGGGCCGUAGAGAGGUUUCUUCUGCAGACAGUCUUCAGAGUGAGGGCAAUGACUUCAAGGGCUUUCACUAUGAGGAAAUUUUACAACGAGCGAAAAAGAUAUUUGAACAGGCUAACAAGCCAGGUGUGUUCGACUUACCUGACCAGACAUUCGAGUACACGGCUGAGGCUGAGGAGCUCAGGUGGUUCAUGCUGCCCAGUGAAGCUGCCGACAUCGUGAACAACAGAGAGGUGAUCCACCGCCCCCCAGAAGAGUACCCAUUCAUACCUGGUAGGCCGGCCUCCGAGCUGCAUAAAUCCAAAGAUAACCGGUGGCGAUGGUGGCUGUGUAUCGUCAUCACCAUUGUCGUCCUUGCUCUCACCAUCUUCUUCCUCGUCUGGGUGCACAUCAAAGGGGAUGACGAUGAGGAGGGGGCUAGCAAUAGCAACGCGGAAAAUGCCGCCGCUCCGGCCGAAAAUAUUUACUCACCGUCCAACUCUUCAACCCAAACAAACAGUACAAACAGUACCGAUAUCACUACCAACACCACUGCCAUGCCAAACCAAUGAUCAAAACAGUUUUUUUUUCUUCUUACGAGAAUAGUUCAAUUCAUGCGUGUCCAUCUUUAUUAAGUCAUUACUGAUGCAUAAAAUUAAGAAUUAUUUUCUAUUUAAAAAAAAAAGACGAGAUUUAUGCAAGGUGAACGGUUUCAGUUCAAACCUUUUACAAAACAAAUAACAAUAUUAAUUUAUAUAACUGAUUAGUCAGUUUUUCAAGUUCAAUUUUAAAAAGAUAGCUACGUGUAUCAUAUAAAUGCAGAAAUAAAUAAAAAUAAAGCUAGGAGCCGCGCCUCACUCGUCAUCCUGUUUGAUCCUGUCUCUGCCUCUGUUUACAUGACCCCCACCUGACGACCCCAUCAUGACCUCGAUCCCCACCAUCACUAGGUUCUGUACCUCGCCCCGGAAUAUCUUCCCUUCUUCCCGGAGGCCUUGGAGGAGAAGUUAAGCGGAUACGACACUCGCAUUCGCUACGCCGGACAACCAGAGA
Messenger RNA from Physella acuta, 3214 nucleotides. RefSeq lists its product as uncharacterized. Lineage: Eukaryota; Metazoa; Mollusca; Gastropoda; Physidae. The record is from RefSeq and is a predicted model, not a curated record.